Rangifer tarandus platyrhynchus (Svalbard reindeer) is the source of this 1743-nucleotide messenger RNA. The record is from the annotation of a GenBank genome assembly. Lineage: Eukaryota; Metazoa; Chordata; Mammalia; Artiodactyla; Cervidae.
AUGUCACAGUUUCUUCGUGAUAAAAUGGGGCUAACGACAGAACCUUCUGCGGUUGUGGAAAUUCAGGGAGCUGACACUUGUAGAGCAGGCCCGGAGGGUGCAGACAAGUCCCCCGCUGCGAGGCUGGAGGAGGAGGAAGCCGUGCAGAGGUCAGGCCCCCACACUCAGGACACCCCAGGCAAGGACGUGCUCCUUUCCUGUACCAUCUCUGGGGAGAAGCGGCCGUCAGAGCCCCCUGGGGAAGGGGCUGGGGCUGAGAGAGCCUGCCAGCGCCCCAGCCCAGGGGCUCUCCGUGAAACCAGAACCCUGGCCUCACCUAGACCCCAGCCUCAGGGGCAAGGGCCUCCCUUCCCGGGGACAGAGGGGAGGCCGGGGAAGAGGCCCUACUCUCCAGCUGCCGGAGAGCAGAAGCCUAGCGCUGUGGGCCCGGCCUCGAAGGCAUCUCCCAGAAGCACUAACCCGGCUCGGGCCGCGUACAACCCCGUGCCUUGUGGGUUAGGCCGGGGGUCCUGCCACAUGGCCAACCUCCUCAACACACUGGCCCAGAACAACCAAAACAUGGAGCGGGAAAAGAGGUCCCCGGAAGUGGCCUGCCAGGUCCGGAAGAAGACCCGCACGCUGUACCGCUCGGACCAGCUGGAGGAGCUAGAAAGGCUCUUCCAAGACGACCACUAUCCAGACAGCGAUAAGCGCCGGGAGAUCGCCCAGACAGUGGGGGUCACUCCCCAGCGCAUCAUGGUGUGGUUCCAGAACCGCCGGGCCAAGUGGCGAAAAAUGAAUGGGAAGGAGAGUAAGGACGCACCUGCCGGUCCCGCCCCUGCCCCCGCCAGCAACCAGUGCAGCUCUGUGGCCGAGCUGCCACCUACCGAGCCCACGAACCUGGAGCCUGGGACCCUCCCUCAGGAUUCCCUCCCAGAGCCGUCCAUGCUGCUGACAUCUGACCAGACUCUGGGCUCAAACCUGCAGAAUGAGGGCUCCCAGAGAGGGCCUGUGACCCCACCACUCUUCAGCCCCCCACCUGUCCGAAGAGCCAACCUCCCCUUUCCCCUCGGCCCUGUCCACGCCCCCCAGCUGAUGCCACUACUGCUGGACACCCUGGGCAGCGACAGCAGCCACAAGGAUGGCCCAUGUGGGCUGUGGGGAACAAGCAUCAGUCCACCCCCUGCCUGCUCAUACUUAGAGGACCUGGAGCCCCAGGAGCACCAGCCCAGCAGCCAGCCAGGACCGUGCCCCUUCUCCCAGACCCCCCAGACCCAGUUCUUCCAACACCCCCAGCCCCAGUUUCCAUACCUGCACCCCUUCCCCUUGCCCAGCUCGCUGACUCCACCGCUGCCUGAAGACCCUCUUUUCGCCUUGUCCUGUGGCCCCGGCGGGGGCUCAUCCCAGGGCUAUUGCCCAGGCCCUCCAUCGGGGCCCGUCCUGCUGCAGCCGCCGGCCGGGAACAUGGGUCCGGUGCCCUGGGCUGACCCCUGCCUGCCAGACUUGCCGUUCCCCGGCGCCUUCUGUCCGCAAGCUCUGGGGGGCCCCCCGGGAGUGGACGGCUGCUUCCUGGACCUGUUUGCUGCCCCUUACACGCAGGCUUCCGGUAGGCCGCCUUCUCCCGGCCUCGCCCAGGUGCCCGAGAGCACCCCGCCUGCAGCGGGACGGGCCCCGCUCGGCCAGACCCAGGAGGAACCACCGGCCGCCCCAGGGGAGCGGCCCCCGGCCCCCGAGGAAGAAGACGAGAGUAGCCGUGGCCCCUAG